This is a messenger RNA of Rhagoletis pomonella (apple maggot), 1602 nucleotides long. RefSeq lists its product as uncharacterized. The transcript has 2 exons. NCBI's taxonomy places the organism in Eukaryota, Metazoa, Arthropoda, Insecta, Diptera, Tephritidae. The coding region runs from base 102 to 1460 and encodes 452 amino acids. The record is from RefSeq and is a predicted model, not a curated record.
ACAAGCUGCUAUUUUUGUUUGUGCCACAACGAGAACUCGGUAAAAACUCAAAACGCUCUGCGUUGUCUACUCUAGCUCGCUGUUACGAUCCCCUUGGACUAAUGGGCCCUACGCUGACCAAGGCGAAGAUUCUUCUGCAACGCAUGUGGAGAGACAAGCUUGAGUGGGAUGAGAGUCUACCGCAAUCGUUAAACACCGCCUGGUCUGCCUUUUGCAGAGGGUUUGCAGACAUACAGCACCUAUCAUUUCCUCGUUACGUCUUGCAACCUAGGGCCAUUACAGAAAUUCAUGCAUUUUGCGAUGCAAGCCUUGAAGCUUAUGGGGCUUGCGUUUAUACGCGUUCAGCCAAGGAUAGUAAGGUACAAGUGCACCUGUUGUGUUCGAAGGCCCGUGUCGCUCCACUGAAGACUAUCACCGUGCCCAAGCUGGAACUCUGUGCAGCAACACUGCUGGCACAACUCAUGGAUUCCUCCACUGUCCUCUCGUGGCUGCGAGAAGAACCAUCGAAAUUUAACGUAUUUGUCGCUAACCGAAUUUCCACCAUACAUCAAUUAACGGAGGGCAUGCGGUGGCACUAUGUUCCGACAGCAAUGAAUCCGGCGGACAUUUUAUCCAAAGGAGCUACCCCGCAGGAACUUCUAGGAUCUUCACUUUGGAUGCACGGCCCGUCAUUUUUGCGAGAAGUGGAGGGCAGCUGGCCGCGCAUGUGUCUACCACAACCAAAACUUCCAGAACUUCGACAAAAGGUGUUGCUUGCCGCACAUAACCGCAAUGACAUUUCGCUUUCGUUCAAGUACAUUAAUUCAUUUGGAACAAUGCAGCGCAUUUUUGGGUACGUCAGCAAAUUUGUCAAUAUUACAACAUCGCCAAGCUCUUCGCAGCUCACAGCCGCAGAUAUUCACCAUGGAACUCAACUGCUUAUUCGCUUAGUACAAAGAGCGCAACUUUGGCCGGAGUACACGGCAUUACAGGCCAAUAAUUGCGUCCCGAGUUCGAGCAGCAUUGUUUCGCUAUCACCAUUUCUUGAUGACUUUGGAAUUAUUAGAGUCGGCGGGCGAAUAAAAAACUCUAUGCUUAGUUUUGAAUCGCGCCACCCAUGCAUUAUUCCGAAGGAUCAUCCACUGACAUUUAGUAUAAUAACCUUUUUUCAUCGCAAACAACAUCACGCAGGUCCUCAAGCUUUACUCGCCUUCAUUCGAAUGCAGUUUUGGCCCAUAGGUGGUCGGAAAACAGUCACUCGAGUCCUACAAAAAUGCAUUAUUUGCUGCAAAUCGAGACCGCGCCUUGUCGAGCACAUAAUGGCCGACCUGCCUAAAGAGCGAAUUCAGGCCUCGCGCCCAUUCAUAGUCACCGGUGUGGACUACUGUGGGCCAUUUUAUUACAAGCCUGAAGUACGCAAUAAAUCGCCCCACAAAUGUUAUGUAAGCGUUUUAAUUUGCUUCGCCACAAAGGCUGUAUAGAUGGAGUUGGUAAGAGACCUCUCAACAGGUGCUUUCAUUGACGCGCUAAAACGAUUCAUCGCUACGCGUGGCAUACCCAGCUGCAUCUGGUCUGACAAUGCGACGAAUUUUGUAGGCGCCAAGAACGAGCUUAAAGAACUAC